Messenger RNA from Aspergillus sclerotioniger CBS 115572, 627 nucleotides. Its product is annotated as VanZ family protein. Lineage: Eukaryota; Fungi; Ascomycota; Eurotiomycetes; Eurotiales; Aspergillaceae. The transcript is spliced from 2 exons. The coding region runs from base 1 to 627 and encodes 208 amino acids. The record is from RefSeq and is a predicted model, not a curated record.
AUGCGAAUCCGGUAUCCCUUCGCGGGCGCCUUUGUCUUCCUGCUCAUUCUCGCCGCCUACGUCGGCCUUCUUCCCCAUAGCACCUCAUCCACCAUCCCAUCCCAACUUCAACCCAACGACAAAUUCCUCCAUGUCGUCACCUUCUUCCUCCUCUCCCUCAUCUUCUACUGGGUCUUCGACACCACCCGUCGCCGAAACCUCCACCUGACCCUCCUUGUCUGCACCCUCAUCCUCGGCAUCGGCUCCGAAAUCGUGCAGGGCAUUCUCCCCAACGGCCGCAACUUCGACCCGUUCGACCUCCUAGCCAACAUCGUCGGCAGUCUCGGCGCUGUCGGCCUCUGUAGCUGGUACCACCGACGCAUGCUGGACCGGCGCCGCAAGGCCCGCUUCGGUUCUCUAGGUGGCGACGGCACCGACAAUGAUGUCGAGCUCGGCCACCUCCAUGACGAGGAAGAGGGUCUCGGACCCCAAGAAACAGGUGUGAUGAGUCUCGAGCAGGAGGUGGAUAAUUGGGACGAGAAUGCCGUUGACAACUGGGAGGAGGAUGACGAGACGGGCGACUUGGCGGGUGAUGCCUCGAAGCGGGUGUCGCCUGCUGAUGGGCAUGGAGCGAAGCGGAGUGAUUGA